Molecule: messenger RNA, 11340 nt
Organism: Haliotis rufescens (red abalone)
Lineage: Eukaryota; Metazoa; Mollusca; Gastropoda; Lepetellida; Haliotidae
Product: C-myc promoter-binding protein-like
Exons: 37
Coding region: 602-6529 (1975 amino acids)
Biological process (GO): regulation of Rab protein signal transduction
Cellular component (GO): cytoplasmic vesicle
Molecular function (GO): protein binding
Source: RefSeq, a predicted model, not a curated record
CAUGGUGUAGGUGUACAUGGUAUAUUGGAUGGGAUCGGUUCGUGGACUUCGGUAUGUUGAGGGAUGUUACUCUUCUGCACUCAUGACAAUAUAAGAGACGCCGGGAUCACUUCUCUCUCCACUCCUCCUCGUAUUGUGGGAGUGAGGUCAUGUGUGGGAUUGUGGCCUGGCUGACACAUUCUUCUCCACCAAUUUCAUGACAACCAUUAGGUGAAAGUGGGGCAAGAGUACUCAUAGAUUGACCCAGAGCCUAACACUCAGGUGCCGAAUGGCCUUGUGGAUGUGUGGAAUUUGAGGGGGAGGUUCUGUCUGGAUAGUUCAUAUUGUCUGUGACAUUGAUAGGAUCAUUGAUUACCGGUGCACUUUGUAGUAGGACCUGGACUGUGUACACAGGGUCUAGGAGUUUACCUGGGUCGUCAAGUUGAGGACAUACUCAGGUUGUCCCAGACAAGCAGCCAUGCUGAUGCUGUGUCGCGAUGCGAGCCAUAUUCUGAAGUGAAGAUGAAAGGGAGAAUAGAAACAUGUGGCUGUGCAUAAACCACUGCUUCAAGUCCCACUAAAUCAAGGAAUACCCUUUCACUAGGAACGUUCAAAUCUAACCAUGGAUGAAAAGAGGGUGGUGGACUACUUUGUGGUGGCUGGCCUCCCCAGCAAUCCUCUCCCCUUGGAAGAAUUCACCAACGAGGCAGCCAUCAAACCCUCCUUCAAACAAGACCCUAUCACUGAAAUUGCAGUCAUCAACCGCAGUCUGGGUGAAAAGAUCCCCAAGGGAUUCUCCUGCAUCGAGAGGACUCCGUCUGGGUUCCCCGCUGACCUGAACCAUGGUUCUAUACGCUGCCCUGAAAUGUUCCUUUGCUACAGGCGGAGUCGGGAGAAGCCACCUUUAACUGACCUAGGGGUGCUUUAUGAGGGGAAGGAGAAGGUCCUACAGGGGUGUGAGGUGGUCCACACGACCGCCUUCGGUCACCCUGCCAACGUCAACAACAGCAGCAACAACAGGACGUACAUCACAUUCCGUCGCGCAUCCAAUGCUGCAUCCAGUGAUACCUUGGCUGUCAUGGAUAUAUGUGUCAUUCUCAUCAAUAAGGGUGAAGAUCCUCCUUUAGCAUUCAACAGAAUCAACAAGAACUUGAACAAAGGAAUGGUGGGCUCAGAUGUAUUUCUCUGCUACAAGAAAGCUAUGAACAAAGUGGAUCUCCUUGCUUACAAACCAGGCAUCAUUGACAGGUAUCCGAUGUAUGACCAGGACACAUAUCAACUGCCAGAGCAGGUGCCCAUGUUCUGCCUGCCUAUGGGAGCCACCAUUGAGUGCUGGCCAGCCAAUGCCCAGCACCCCCUGCCUGUGUUUUCCACCUUCAUCUUGACCAUACCAAAUGGGGAGAAGGAUGACCAAAUGGAUACAAUAUGUAAGGUUUUUGGGGCAGCUGUUACAUUUUACGAAGAGUACCAUGAAGAUAAACUCUCUGAUCUCCAAAUGCGUCACUUGGGUCUGAAGAACAAACAUAUCCGGGAGCAGUACCGCAUCCUCAAGACAGUCCAUGCCAACAAGAGCAUCUGUUUGCUGUCUCGCUGGCCAUUCUUCGAUGCUUUCAAGAAGUUCCUGUCCUACCUGUACAAGAUCUCUAUCACAGGCCCCCACACCGUGCCCAUAGAAAGACACAUCUCCCACUUCAUGUAUGACGUCCCCUAUCCCUCCCCACAGAGGCCUCGCAUUCUGGUACAGUUAAACCAUGAAGCUUUGUCACUCUGUAUGCCCGAGGACUCGCCACUCCCACAGAGUGGUGCGUCUUUCAUCACGCUGCUGAAGAACAUGGGGCCGGAGAACUGCAUGAGCAUCCUGGGAUACAUCCUGCUGGAGCACAAGAUCCUCAUCCACUCCCUCCGCCCCGCUGUCCUCACGGGCGUCGCAGAGGCUGUGUCAACUAUGAUCUUCCCUUUCCACUGGCAGUGUCCAUACAUCCCCCUCUGCCCCCUGGGCCUGUCAGAGGUGCUUAGUGCCCCCUGUCCAUUCAUCGUAGGAAUAGAUUCUCGGUACUUUGACCUCUACGAUCCCCCAUCUGAUGUCAUCUGUGUUGACCUUGACACCAACAGAAUAUGGAUGCCGGAAGACAGAAAGACGUUAAACUACAAACUGCUUCCUAAGAAAGCGGCACGGGUCCUGUUGGAGACGCUCCACAGUCUGUUUGACGUGAUCACGCUGCACCCAGACCAGGCUCACACCACUGACGAGGUGUCUCUGGAAAUGGCUCCCAUUGAUCACGACUUUAAGUGGAAGAAGAAAGAGAUGCAGAUGGAGCUGCAGAUACAGGAAGCCUUUCUGCGGUUUAUGGCAUGUUUGCUCAAAGACUACAAGAACUACCUCAACCCUAUCCUGAACAAGCCCACCCUCUCGGCCACCGACGCAUCCUGCCUCUUUGACAUGCAGAACUUCCAGAAGAGUCGAGACAAAGCCUAUGCCAAGUUCUUCCAUCAGAUGAUGAAAACACAGAUGUUCUUCCGAUUCAUCGAAGAGAGGUCCUUCGUGUCUGACAAAGAUGCCAGCCUUACUUUCUUUGAUGAAUGUGCUGAGAAGGUUGUCGAGACCAGUGGUGAUCCGAAGCUGAUAGAAAUUGAAAGUUCUCACACAAGUGAACGUACAGUGUUCAUCAUGCCUCCGGAACCAGUUGGUUUACCUGAGGGUGUCAAGUACAGUUACAAUGGCUUCCCAGCAUUGAAGCCUGAGCUGUUUCUCACCAAGAAGCCCUCCACGCUGUCACUGCCAGGCAAACAAUCCCUCUGCCCCAACAGCCCCUUGGCACGCAGAACCAAGCAGGAGAUUCGAUCAGCACAAAAGAUCGCACAGCAGCACAUCACUAAUCCUCACAGAUGGGCAAAAUGUUUGGCAGCCAACUGUUAUAGUCUGUGGUUCAUCAACCUGCCAGCGUUUGUCACCAUCAACCAGAGCAAGGAGGAGUCUUUCAGGAUAGCCUUUGCGGUGCUCAGGAAGAUGGGGCAGUCAAAGCUUAUCUCUCCUGAUGAGGUGUGCUACCGAAUCCUCAUGCAGCUGUGUGGACAGUACAAUGAACCCUUCCUUGCCAUCAAGGUGUUCCUGGCAAUGAAGAAGCAUGGUGUCCAGCCCAAUGCCAUCACCUACGGCUACUACAACAAGUUGAUUCUUGAAGCCAAGUGGCCGACACACAUCAAUAAGGGACGACUUCUAUGGACAAAGAUCCGCAACGUUAUAAUUGGCGUUGCCCAAUUCCGGCGAGCCAUCCGUCGCCGUAGUUUGUCAAUCUGCUCCAACUCGGGCAGUGAGUUUGAUCAGAUUAGCAGAACCAGCGUCGACAGCUACUUUCAGGAGGAGGUUCUUCAAGACCCGUCCACCAAGUCCGAGAUUGUUGUCAGCGAUGGCGCCAAUGGCAAUGGAGAUACUGCUGCAGUAGUCAAGGCCAACAUCGAGGAGCGACUCAGUACAGGUGGUGUGUCAGACAGGGGCUAUAACUCCAUGACACAGGAGGAUGUGAAGAGGUUGUCGCGGAUCCUAAGUAGUGUGGAUGAGACUGACACAUCCACUAAAACAAAGUCGGAACCGGAGAGGAGGAAGAGUGAAGGCAGGAACCCACUGAGACUCAGCUUCAGGAAGAAGGUCUCGAGGACGCAGUCUAUGACACAUGGGCGAGGUGAUGCGUCAAACAGCUUUGCUGGUGAUCACCAGCCUCGUCGCAGACUGGGCAGUAUUGUUCGGAAGUCUCUGGGCAGCCGGGGCAGCUUCGGCAGCUUCGAAACCCUCAAGGAUAACAUACUUGGUAAUUCUGCUGGGCUGCUGAUGGUGAGCCAAAGUUCUUUGGAACAGCGAGCAUUAAAUAGAGAAGAUCUCGAAAGUAUUGCAGACAAGCAACGCAAACGUCACAAAAGUGCAGGAGAGUACCAAGGCAAAGGUCGUUCCAACAGUUUGUUUGCCAGCUGGCGUCCACGUCCCCUGACUGGUGAUGGGGAAGUGUCCAUGCGCUUCUCGGAGCUUGUGUUGAAGGAUAAGGCUAGUGAAGUGCUUAAGGGGGACACGCCGGUCUUCAUGGGUGUCAAGGAGGAGGAUGUGAAGGACAGUGGGGUAGAACUGGAUGAAAAUGUUCAGACUGGCAGUGAUGGGGAAGACAGUCAAACAAGUAAAGGCAGUCAAGCCAAAUCUGACCCUGAGUGCAAUUAUUCUGUUCCAUUGACUAUUAAUGUAGAAAUGGUGAAUGGAUGUGGUGAAGAGGCCACUCCCACAGCCCCGAGUCCGAGUCCAUCUCAAGGAACGGGGACACCAGUCACCGAAAAUGACCCCCUUGGACACUUCAAAGAUCCAAAUGGUGCUUCAGAGGUUUCCCUGAUGAACAAGAAGGGAGACAACUCUGUAACAUCUCCUGAGAGUAGGUCAUUCCUCUGUAGUACACCAUUUGCAACUAUAGAUGAAAACAAACGGACAUCAGAAAGUGAAGAUUUGUGUUCUGAGUGCAAUAUUGGGAAAAGUAAUGGUCUGGACAGUGAUAUGCCAUUCAAUAAUGUGAGCGCGGCAUCAGGACCGGUUAAGAAACUGAGUGAUGUAGGAAGGACUAGUAGUUCCCCAGAUUGCCUUGGGGAAGCCGAGAGGAAAGUUAGAACCAUGCCGGGGAAAAGUCAAAGUGUUCAGGAAGACCCUCCAAUUAAUUCUUCAUUAUCAUUAAAUGAAACUCCAGAAAAGCGAUCCAGGCCAACAGAUUUUGUGUUAAGGAGGACACAGAGUUUGAGAAAAACAAAUGAAGUCAUUGGUGGUGCUCUGAGGUUUGCAGCCAAGGCAGCUUUCAGUAAAUUCAAUGAGUUGAAGCAGUCUAUCACAACACCCAGCAAAACUGGGUCCAACACAUCUCUUGCCAAGUCUCUAGAGGAACGGGACAGUGGCACAGGAGACGAUGAGAGCGGAAGUACCGUUCAUGAGCGAAGGUUCGGAGGCAGUCAGGAUUUACUCAGUCGAGACAGCAGCUCUGAUAGCAUGAACCAGAAGACCCAGCUGUCAUUUGGUAGUGCCCCUUCUCCAUCCUCCAUGGAUAAGUACACGCCGAUGAUGCAGGACAUCAGCAGUGACAGCCUAAAGUCUACAUCCCCGCUGGAGAAGAUCCUCGCGCCUCCUACCAACAUCGCCAUGGAGGUGGAGAUCAGCAGCUGUUCCCGGUGCACCCGUUGUCAUUGUCUUGUGUAUGACGAGGAAAUAAUGGCAGGCUGGUUUGCAGAUGAUUCCAAUCUCAACACCAGUUGCCAUUUCUGUCCAGCCAAAUUUGUUCCACAUCUUCAGAUAUAUGUUAAGGACUGGCGAGGUACAGGGAAAUGUCCUGUUGUGAAAGAUAUGUCUAAUCCAAUGGGAGAUCUCACAUGUAGUUCCGACGGUCAUCUCAAGCCUCCAGACUCUGUCGAGAGGCAGCUAAGCUCAAACUCUUCCUUAUCCAGUUGUGACAUCCCUCCUAUGAUCGGUGAAGGCAUGGAGCUGGAUGGUCCACUCACCCCUAGUCCUAUAACUAGUCCUGAUAACAGAGCAGACAGUCCAGUAGAGGAUGCUGCUCCUAAACGCCAGCUCAAGUCCAUGAGUCCGUCUGUUAAAGAUCCAGCAUUCUUUGAUGCUGCUAUUGAAGCCAGACGGCGCACAACCAGUGAAUGUCUGACACACGCAACUGAUAACACCUCGUUUGGUUCCUCGCUGGAGUCAGUAGAUGGGUUCACUCGGCAGAUGAGGUCCCCACUGAGCAUCUCCAUAGGUGAAGAGGAGGAACUGCCGACAUUACCCUCUGCAGUUCCUGAAAUGAAGAAGGACUUCAUGGCAAGAUCUGCGUGUUCCAUCCCGCCGAUCGUGGUGCCGUACCUGAGUCCCCUGGUGCUGCGGAAGGAGCUGGAGUAUGUGCUGGAGCACGAGGGAGACCAGGGUCUGAUGGCCGACACAUUCGUAGAUGAGCAUCCCAUCAUCUUCUGGAACUUGAUAUGGUACUUCCGACGUCUGGAAGUCCCUAGUCAUCUGCCGGGACUGCUCCUGACUGCCAAAACCAUCACCAAACCAUCUGGGGGGAUGAAGCAUGACUCCCUGUAUGACAGACGGCACGUGCUGAUCCGCCCGAUGUGGGACAACACCCGCAUACACGACGAGAUGGGGCUGCCCAUGUACACAGCCUGGAACGCAGGUCAUCGGUCUACCGUGGUGGAUGCUCUCGUCACAGAAUCCCAACCAUUCAGUCGAGCACAAAUGCACCAGAUCAUCUCCAGUAUUCAGUGCAAUGAUGUUCUGUCACCAAUCAAGCUUAUUAUGAACAACAGACGACGACAUCGGCAGAAAAAACACCAGUUCCGGAGUCUGUACAGAGAGAUUCUCUUUUUAGCCUUCAUUGCAUGUGGCAGAGAAAACAUUGAUCAUGAUGCGUUUGAUCGUGAGUUUUCCCUGGCAUUUGACAAGUUGAACCCUGCAGAUGUGAGAAGACUUCAGAAUGAUGACAAACCUCGAGGCGAGGGGGUCAUCUGGUGCCGAAAGGCCUUCGGGGAGCUUGAGGUGUGAUAUUGCCCUUGCUUCAACAGAUAAAUCCAACAGAGGACAAUGUUAUAACAUAAACAGAGGAAGUGGGAUAUUGCCAAUAUGUUGCAGUAUAGGAGUAUGGAAUAAUAGUGAUAUGACACAUUUGUAAUAUUAUAGAGAAAACAACACUUCUCCCAAAGCAAUAGUACUGUGCGGUGAAUUCGGGAGGAUUAUGUGACCGAAGUGUGGAACCCUUGUCCGACUCAUCCUUUAGAAUAUACGAGAAAUGUUGGUCUCAUAUUUUUGACUGUGACACUAGAGGGCUGAACAGCCACAGUGACUUGUGUUGCAGGAUAUUCAACUAGACUGUGUUAUUCUUGUGCUAUUUCUCACAAUUUGUUUCCUGGAAACAAUGCACACGACUUACAUUGAUUUGUUAUUCUUCAUCAUUCCAUCGGUUUUAUAAUGAACGUUUUUUCUGUGGGAUUUAACUUGAUCAUGGUUGAGUUUUUUGUUUGACUUUUUACUGUGUACUAUAUCAUGGUGGGCUCCUCCAUGGGUGGGUUUCAUGCCAACGAGUCACUUUCUUGACAUUCAACUUCUUUAUCAGUGUUGGCUUUGUCUUCACUUUGGUUUCAUAUUUGAAAGGUAAAUCCUUUUGUGAAACCUUAAACCUUCGGUUUUCAUAGGUUGUCAGUUUAUUAACAAACUUCUUAUGUGUUUAGUUUAUUGAUGAUUCUGAUGUAUGUGUGGCCCACUUUGAAAUAACUGUCUGACUUUGAGAUCAUAGCUGUUUUUCUUUGAUCUUCAGUUCUACUUGUGUGUUGUUUUGUUUAGCUAGGACGUUUUACUUCAAUUUUCUUGCAGUACUUGGUAUCUCCACCUCAUUGCAGUCAUACUUCUACUUGUUAGCCUUCUGCUUCCUACCUUUUGAAGGAGGCAUGGCGCUUCUUUGUGGCUGUGUUUCAUCUCCCAGCCGGGUCAAAGUUUAGGAGGAUAGUGUAAUGAACGUGGUUCCUGUUUUAAGAGCAGACAAAUAUGAAGAUAAUAUUAUUUUCUGGGGUAUAAUUAAAGUAGGAUGGAGAAAGAUAUCAUAGGUUGACAGCAUUAGAAAUUGGCACUAGUCUUGUCCUAUAGUCCUUGCCAAACUGCCCAAUAUAGUUAAGGCAUCAAUUACUAGUAGAAAGUUCUCCUUUUUAGGGUUUUGCUACAUGUUAUCAUUAUGAGGAGUAGUAGACUUUUACUGUCAGUUUGUAUCGCUUGGUUGCUUACAUCACUGAUUCAGAAGUGGACAGAACUGAACUCUGCAUAAUUAAGUAGGUUUUUUUUGCUUUGAUCUCAUAGUCUUGGCUUCUGGAAAUAACCCCAAACCUGGGAGAUAUGCACCUUGAUGCUGUUCCUAUGGCACGUAGUACAGAUGUGUUGUGCUGUCAAUUUACAUGUCUCGUUUGGAAUUUUUGAGUUCUUCAUCAGGUACAGUUGGGGAUAUAGAUAUAAACAAAACUGAAGUAAGUUCAUAGUUAUCCAUAGGUGGUAUCACCAUUACUGUUUUCGUAGAUUUCUGCAAGGAAUCAUUUCUGUGUUUGACAUUGGCAGGGAACACUGACUGUGUAUGAGAUGUCAAAGUUGUAUCUUGGAGAUUAGGUAAUGGGAUUGUACGUUACAAGCAGUUGUAACACCUUCCUUAACCUGUAUAGAUUAAUCAGUAGGUUAUCAUCCUUCUGAACCAACUCAGUCAUCACAAUCUUUGAAAGAAAAUAAUAAUACAAUGCCUCCUUCCUUACUGUUUGGACAAGGUGAAUUAGUACUUGAGAUAAAUAGGAGCACAGGUAGCCCUGUUGUCGCUGUGUAUAAACUUAUGAUGGUGGGUUUGAAUCCCUGUUCACUCUGAAUAAUGUUCCUAGGUUUUUCAGCACCAUACUCAUGCUUGAGGGUUUUACCAAAGUGGUAAAUGUCUGAGGCCUGCAUCACUUUGGGCUUUACUCACACGCUGUGAUAUAACUGGAAUACUGUUCAGAGCAGUGUUAAGCCCAACUCACUCAUUAGGUAACUGUGAUGUUGUUUCCACUUGUAAUGGAGCUGAUGUCGCAGAAACAGAUACAGUUAUAUUUUAUUUGUUCAGUAACCCAUGUAGAUGCUGAAGUUGUCGCAUCAGCUGGUUCCUGCUUAUCACCUGGAGACUAGCAGCUCCAAUAUCUUGUGCUCUCUGCUGUGUGAUGUAUCUACUACACUCAGAUUCUGCCUGGUUAUAAAGAUAGGAACAUAUUAAGUAGUGGUGAUUCCCCCUGGUUAUUUAAAGAUGCAAGACUUUUGUCAAUGGACUAAACAUUUGAUAGAUUGUGCAGGUUAGAAAAAUCCAAGGCUUCACUGUAUUAUUAUACUGCACAGUGGUGGACCUUAAAAAUGACAUUUGAAGCCCCAAAUAAAUGCUUCUGCACAACUCCAGUCAGGUAGAGAUUAAGUAAUAUAUAUUAGGCAUUGUUGCUGAUCUUUUAUACACUGUUUCACUCACCAGUACUCGGAGAUGAGCUAUAGGCAAAGGAAACUGCUUCAUUAAUGUGUCCAUGCACGAUGAAGUGCUUCAAGUUGUGAUUUCCUCCCUGGUGCCUGUUGGUUCCCGUGAAGUUGUGUGUGAUCUCAACAUUGUCACACCGUCACACCAAGUUAGGUCGGACCGUAUCUCCCAAGGAAGAAUACUGCCACAGCCAUUGUUGAUUGUUACACAUUGUUGAUUGUAUCCAUUGUUAAUCUGCAUGUAGUCACGUUCUGUCUUAUGUUAAAAGCUUACAGCCCUAUACAUAGUGCUCACAAGGUUUGAGUUUGUAUAUACUUGCAAUUAGUCACUUGUAGUCCUUGCUGAGUUAUGAAGAACAGUAUUAUGUACAGAUGUAAAUAUGCCGGGAAUGAUAUCGACAUUCAUAUUGGAUUAUGUGAAACUGUCGAUUGAUUGGAGGGUAAACACAAAUAUGAUAUAUGAGUCCACAGGCACUUCAGAAAAUCUGAAAACCUUAUCCCAUAAGUUUCUUUGAUGUGAAUCAUGUUUUGGUAUUUGUGUGGAUGUGUUUUUGGAUGGCGAUGCCUGAGUUUGAAACUGGCCCGGAUCCUGUUCUACUCUGUGAGCUUAGAGUUACAAGUACUGUGAUGUUACACUGAGCUACGACAGUUGAGUGCAGAGAUCCUUUCUAGGCCAUUUUAGUCUAAAAGAAGGCACAGUAGCCUCUAGUUAUCUCAAAUCUUUUCAGUUUCUUGAAAAAUAUUAUUCCUGUCAAGUUAAACCUUGGUUUCGUGCUAUGUUCGUCCCUCGAUCAAUCUCAACACUGCUGUGUAAACUGUUCAUGCUUGUCCUCUUUGCUGCCAGAGUACCAGAGUUCCCUGUGAGAUGUGGCAGUUUUAAAAUAAAGAUUGCUUUGUGGGAGAGGCUUGGGCAUAGAUUAGUAUUAUGGAACUGUUUUAGCAUCUGUAAGAACAUUGAGCAGACAUGUUCACCCCACAGACCUCAUCACUGAUAUUUGUUAUUGGACAGUUAGUCCUAUGAAAUCAUUUUCAACUGGAGAUAAAAAGUUUGGCAUAUAGUUAAUAGAAUUUUUCACAGGACCUCAUUAACUUAAAGUCAAAUAACUCCAUAUAAAACUAUGCUUUGUUUCUGGAAUAAAACUCAUCAAUGUGAUCUAAUAUUGACCCAAAAUGAGGAUAACUUGUUCCAGUAAUGGACAUGGACUUAAGAGUUGAAGGAGUUUUUUUCGUCCUGGAAAGCAGCAGCUUAGCAUCAUUUCAAGUACAUCCAACAUCAUAAACGUUGUGGGCAACCGUUCAUUUUAUCCUUGUGUGAUUAAUUGAAUUGGAGAGCUGGUGAGACGUUUCUGACACAGAGUGUGACCAGACCUUGCUAUCUUGCAUGGUAUCUUCAGUGUAUUAUUUGAGGACCUGAUUGUGGCACGAAGCUGUUGUGCGUUCCUGUUCCGAAGAUGGCUGACUGUGAUGUAGGUAACAAUUAUGGUUGUGUAUAUUUAAAUGAUAUAGCUUGGUGUACAUUUUUGUCUUGUAGGGUUAUCACUAGAAUUGUACAGGUUCAUCCAGUCCUUGUCUUCUGUGUUCUGUCCUCUUGUGUAGUUGCAGGAACACUAAAUGUUUAUCAAACUGGAACUAGUCCAGUCUGUUGACAGCUAAAUCAAGGAUGAGAAUCAAAUGUUUAUUGGUUAUUUUGUUUUCUAUCUUUGAAAAAUUUCAGUGUCGGUCUAUUUCGUGCUCUGUGUAACAGUUCAUUCAUAUUUUGUAAUGACGUAAUAAUUUGUGCUUAGUGAAGACAGUUCACUGUGCAGAUCACACACUAGUUUUUUACUUCACAGUUUCACUUAUAAAUAUACUAGAUGCUUAUUUUGCCAACUUGGUCCAUCUACAGGAACAAAAUACUGAAAUCCUUGAAAUUCUGAAAUGAUCCACUUGUUAAUAUUACACAACCUAACAGCUGAGUUGAUAUUAUAGUCAACGAAAUAUGAUUUGACCACACAUUAACAUGUCCAGAAACAAUUACAUUUUCACUGAAACCCUUGAAAGAGUGAAAUAUUUUUGUAGUAUGUUAAAAUGUUGAGAUUAUGAGGAGCCAGUGGUGGUGGUUUGCGAUGCUUGUGCAAAUUAGUACAGAAAAGAUGCUCAAUCCUAUAGGAAACUAGUCCUUACAUCUUUAAGAACUAUGGCAAUACAGUUAUUGUAUGUGAAUGAUCAUGUGUAGCUAUAAUGAAAUUACCAGUCCAGUGUGUACCAACAUGUCUGUGUAUUAUUCCGAUGUGGAACAUUCAUGUAUGUGAUUGCCAGAUAAUUAUGUCACUUGAUUGAAUAAAACACUUUGAAUUGAU